Molecule: messenger RNA, 222 nt
Organism: Racocetra persica
Lineage: Eukaryota; Fungi; Glomeromycota; Glomeromycetes; Diversisporales; Gigasporaceae
Source: the annotation of a GenBank genome assembly
GCCGAUCGUGAUAUCUUAGAUAUUAUCAUAAAUGAUAAUUGUCUUUUAACAAUUGACAUUGUACCUGCAUAUUACUGCGCACUAACAAAAGGCAAAUGCCUUUAUCUUAUGGAGGCCGAAUGCUUUACGGUAGAAAAGCUCAAAAAAGAGGGCAUGUCUGCUGCCAAAAUUGCACGUAUCCUUGGUAGAUCGGAUACUUCUGUUAAAAACUGUCUUAAAUGA